UCUCUCCCAAUUCAUGUGGAAAUCGGAAAUUCCUCGGUUUUGAAUAACCGAUAUUAAAGCCGGAGUGCAUAUGCUCAGCAGGUGGACUUAUUUCACCUCACGUAGACUUAUUAAGAAUUAGAUCAACACAAUCAAACAGAAAUAAAUAUAUGCUUAAGACCUUUAAAAUUGCAAUUCUUGCAAAAACGAGGCAUGCUUGCUACUCCUACUGCAUGCUAUAAGGUUGCACCUUAGACACUAUAUAAAUUGCUUAGUUUGUGCGCUGCUAAGUUUACUACCUGGAUUUACAGGACGAGCGAAUUUAAGUUCGAUUGGGAAAAAAAAGUUUUUUGUAAUUGGCGAAGUUAGCCCGUCAGUGUUACUUACGCAGUGUUGCAGUUAAUAACCCGACGACACUUUAAAAAACCAAUGGUAGUUAGCCAAUGCUUAAAAUCCGUAGAAAGAAAAUGUCGGCGCCUUAUUUUAAAAUGCCUGCCCAUCCUUUAUACGUUAGAAUUAAAGCUUAAGGUACCGCCUCCAGACUUUGACGUCACAGCGAGAGAAACUACAAUUUCAGGACAUAUUCUGAUCACCAGCAGUACAGUUUAAUGGUUUGACUGGUUGGCAUAACUCAGUGUACCGUAAUUGAAAUAUUCGACGCUAACUUAGGAAUUAAAGACACCCCUGGAAAUAAGUUUCAUUAUCUGGAUUGUACACAAUGAUGGAAUCAUUCCAAACCACCGCUUCUUCUUACUUGGGUAAUGGGACAAACAUGUUUCCUAACUACAUCCCACCCAAUACCACAACAGCUGACUAUUAUUACGAUUAUGAAGAUGAGAACACAGAGAUUAGGAAGGUACUUAACAUAAUGUCUCUCAUUGUGUACUCUGUGGCAUUUGUACUGGGAGUGCUGGGAAAUGGUUUGGUGAUCUGGGUUACAGGUUUCAAGAUGAAAAAAACUGUCAACACUAUAUGGUUCCUGAAUUUGGCUAUUGCUGACUUCCUUUUUACUGCAUUCCUGCCCUUGAGCAUAAUCUACACUGCUAUGGACUUCGACUGGCCUUUCGGCAAAUUCAUGUGUAAGUUCAACAGUACUCUGGCUUUCCUCAACAUGUUUGCCAGCGUCUACAUCCUAGUAGUGAUCAGUGUGGAUCGUUGCAUCUCUGUGGUACAUCCAGUUUGGGCUCAAAACCACCGUAGCUCCCACAGAGCAUCAGUAGUGAGCUUUUUCAUCUGGCUGUUUGCCUUGAUCCUGAGCGCCCCCUACUUUGUCUUUCGAGACACGGCACCCGCGAACCAUGACAAGGAUGUCAUCAACUGCUUCAACAACUUUGCCAUCUCAGAGCACAAUGAGACGUUGGACAUAACAACACUCAUUGCAUUCCGUCACCAGACGAUGAUUAUCACACGUCUGCUCUUGGGUUUUGUGGUGCCCUUCACUGUCAUCGUUUCCUGCUAUGCCAUGAUUGUGCAUAGACUAAGGAGAAACCGUUCUAUGGCUGGACGGACAGGACGGCCUUUCAGAAUUAUUGCAGCUAUCAUCAUUGCCUUCUUCCUGUGCUGGGCGCCUUACCACAUCCUGGUGUUUAUCGAGAUGGUCAGCCACAUGGAAUCAGAAGAAAGCAGCAGUCUGGAGCUUGUUGCCGUCAUUGGCAUUCCUAUAGUCUCCAGCCUUGCUUUUCUUAACAGUUGCCUUAACCCCUUGCUUUAUGUUUUUAUGGGUCAAGACUUUAAAGACAAGGUACGUAAGUCCAUUUUUACAGUGCUGGAGAGUGCCUUCACGGAGGAAGUUUGCCCUUCCAAUUCUCACUCAAACUCUGGAUUCAACAGCCAAAACAAGCAAACAUCCUUUUCUGAUGUAGAAGUGUGAGGACUAAUUUGACGGUCACUGCUAUGUACAUCGUAGCUUAAAAAUAAUUUCCAGAUGCUUUAGAAAGCAAUCAUUAUAUAAUUAUUGUGCAUGUAUUGUGUUUGAGCAUCAAGAAUGCUAAUCCCUUAUACAGGAUAUGUAAUGCAUAUACAAAAUAAGGUACUAUAACUACAUCAAGUACUCAGAAAAUUUACUUUAUACCUAUUCCAUCCAAUAUUUGAAAAUGUAAGUGAGACAUGGUGGUAAGAUGUCAUAUGUACAGUGACUAUCAAUAAAAUAACACAAGUUUUUUUCCAUAAAGUUUUUAAUUAUGAUGUUUAAUGUAGCUUACUAUGCUAUGGAUGCCAUACCUUGUAAAUACUUGGAAAUGUUAAUUCUGUCAGAGUAUAUACUGUUUUUUUGUGUCAAUAUACAGUGCCAAGUAUUUUCUGUGCAUCUGUUAAUCAAACUUGUUUCAGAUUCUUACAGAAUUUUUCUAAACUAUUAAAUGAUUAAUAGAAACCUU
Paramormyrops kingsleyae is the source of this 2354-nucleotide messenger RNA. It is a transcript of the gene fpr1, whose product is annotated as formyl peptide receptor 1. Gene Ontology annotation, cellular component: plasma membrane. The record is from RefSeq and is a predicted model, not a curated record. NCBI's taxonomy places the organism in Eukaryota, Metazoa, Chordata, Actinopteri, Osteoglossiformes, Mormyridae. Gene Ontology annotation, molecular function: complement receptor activity; G protein-coupled receptor activity. Gene Ontology annotation, biological process: complement receptor mediated signaling pathway; phospholipase C-activating G protein-coupled receptor signaling pathway; positive regulation of cytosolic calcium ion concentration.